UCUUUUCACCCCGCCAGUGGUACAGUUAUAUAUAUACAUUUACCGCGAUUCCUCAGGUUAGGGCUCUCUCUCAUCGUCGUCAAUGCUCCCUAAGUCCAAAAGUUGAAGGAACUCCGUAACAUACAGUUUUGUAUGUACAUUUCCUUCAAUUCCUCAGGUUCAGAAUGGCAAGCACUCCUGGCCAAGGGUUUAAUUCAAACAGAAUCUAUAGGCGUUGGUUAGCUGAAACAUUCGAUAGUCAUGAAACAGUGGAAGAUGACCCAUCAGAUAAUCUGAAUGGAACUGACGAUAUCAUGAAACCAUCUGUUGAAAAUUUGCCUCUAAGUUUGGAACCUCUAGAACCAAUUAUUGGCAUGGAAUUUGAAUCAGCUGAGGAUGCUAGGGAAUUCUAUGAGAUGUAUGGACGGUGUGUGGGCUUUACCAUACGGAAUAAUCGCACACGUCGAUCACUUAAAGACAACUCAGUAAUUGGCCGGGAGUUUGUUUGUUCAAAAGAAGGUUUCCGUGCAGAUAAACAUGCAAAGAGAGAAAACAGAAUCCUUCCGUUGCGGCCAGCUACCAGGGAGGGAUGCAAUGCAAUGUUGAGGAUAGCUGCAAAGGAUAAAGGUAAGUGGGUUGUAUAUGGUUUUGUCAAAGAGCAUAAUCAUGAGCUCAACCCUAGCAAAAUCCCACCACGAAGAUCGCAUCGGAUUGCAUUCUGUGAGGAUGAGAAAGAUCUUAAGAUCCGGGAACUAUCCACAGAGCUACAUCGCGAGAGAAAAAGAUCUGCUGCAUAUCAAGAACAGCUACAGAUGAUUUUGAAAUAUGUUGAGGAACACACUCGGCGACUAUCAUUGAAUGUGCAAGUAGUUUCUGAUAAACUGAGAGAACUUGAAUCUGAAGGAGAACAAGAUGAUUUAGACUUAGAAUAAUGUAAGUGUCAUUUUGAACCAUUUGCUUUGCCUUCCUAUCAAUGAAUCAGCUGCAGCUCUUGUUCCUUAAUGUUGUAUAAUUGAUUGCACUUCUAAUGUUUACUUUGGGCUGUUUGUUUGCAACUCCAUUGACAACUACUUGUGAACCAGUCAAUUUUUGAGUUGGGAACCAA
Camellia sinensis is the source of this 1084-nucleotide messenger RNA. Its product is annotated as protein FAR1-RELATED SEQUENCE 5. NCBI's taxonomy places the organism in Eukaryota, Viridiplantae, Streptophyta, Magnoliopsida, Ericales, Theaceae. The record is from RefSeq and is a predicted model, not a curated record.